Molecule: messenger RNA, 1305 nt
Organism: Beauveria bassiana ARSEF 2860
Lineage: Eukaryota; Fungi; Ascomycota; Sordariomycetes; Hypocreales; Cordycipitaceae
Product: major facilitator superfamily transporter
Exons: 2
Coding region: 1-1305 (434 amino acids)
Biological process (GO): transmembrane transport
Cellular component (GO): membrane
Molecular function (GO): transmembrane transporter activity
Source: RefSeq, a predicted model, not a curated record
AUGCGUACCGAGUCGAGAAAGCCGCAUUGGACGGCGUAUCUUUGGGAUACGCUGGACAAGUCACCGGAAGAACGUCGAUUUCUAUUCAAGCUCGACGCCGCUAUUCUCACCGUAGCGUCGUUGGGAUACUUUAUCAAGAAUCUGGACCAAAUCAACAUUAACAAUGCAUUUGUUUCCGGCAUGAAAGAGGACUUGGUUCUCAACGGAAACCAAUUAAAUUAUAUGCAAACCUGCUGGACAGUGGGCUACGUUAUUGGGCAAAUCCCGAGGCAAUGCAGCCACGCGCAGCAGAUAUACGUGCUACGGUUCUUUAUCGGCCUCGCAGAGAGCACCUUUUACCCAGGGAUGCAGUACCUGAUCGGAUCUUGGUAUCAAAAGAGCGAGCUUGGCAAGCGAUCAUGCAUAUUUCACGCAAGCAGUGCCAUUGGCAGCAUGUUCUCCGCCUAUCUCAUGGCCGCCGUCUACCAUCUUGACGGCGUGCACGGGUUCAAGGGCUGGCAGUGGCUUUUCAUCAUCAAUACCGUGAUAUCACUACCUAUUGCGGUUUCUGGCUUCUUUUUCUUGCCCGACGUGCCAGAGAACACCCGGGCCUGGUACUUUACCCCGGCCGACAUUUUGCUGGCACAGAAACGCAUGCAAGCUGACGGGCGAGCGAAUCGUGCGCCUUUUACGAAAAGAAAAGUCAAGAAAAUUAUUUCCAGCUGGCACAUCUAUCUGUUAACAUUGCUAUACAUUUUAUUCCUCAAUGGUGGUGGUAUAUCCGGACAGCCAGCAUUUGCCAUCUGGCUCAAGCAACGGGGCUACAGCAUACCACAAGUUAAUGCCUAUCCUACAUUGACGACGGGUGUCCAGAUUGUCACCACCUUCAUCUACGCAUGGACUUCGGAUUCUAUUCUCAAAGGCGAACGAUGGCCACCGAUUAUAUUUUCUGGCAUCAUGAUUCUCAUUGUCAACACGAGCCUCGCGAUAUGGAAUAUCCCAGUUGCCUGGAAAUGGGCGUGCUUUAUAUUAGCUGGCUGUUCCAGCGGAGUAAGCGGACUAAUGUAUGCGUGGAUGCACGAGAUUUGCUCCCGGGACAACGAGGAGAGAGCACUGGUGGCGGCUUCAAUGAACGAGAUGGGCCAUGUGUUCCAGACAUGGCUUCCGCUGCUGAUUUGGCAGCAAGUCGAAGCGCCAGAGUACCGAAAAGGAUGCUUGGCUUCUAUAGGGAUCGCGAUAGCCAUGAUGGGCACUGCCAUGACGAUUCGACAUUUGCAGCGCAUCGAGACAGCCUCGCGACGAGUGAGGCUACCCGCGUCAAUUUGA